AUGUGCCACGAGCGAGAAAAACUGCUCAGCAAAUUGGAGGAAAGUGAACUGGAACCGCCCACUUCGCAGGAAGAUGAAUGUGUCAUCUGUAUCAAUGCCCGGGCCACGAUGCAAACAUCCCCGUGCGGCCAUCGAGUCGUCUGCCGGAGGUGCUUCGUCAAGACCAUCCAGAGUGCCGUUGCCCAGCGAUUGCUUCCGCUGCGAUGCGUCAUCUGCCGGGCCCGCGUCAAUCGUCUCACCAAUGGAUCGACCUCGUGGCGCCUCCAAGGAUCAGCCAGCAGUUAUUCCAUGGGCAGCAAAAGCUGGAGCGUUCCCGGAUCGGCCAGUUCAUAUAGUGUAGACGACGCUCGAGUAGCUCAAUCGGCCAGCCUAUACUCGAUGAGCUCCGGAUCGUCUUGUAUGUCCGGCAUCUCGAACAUCUCCAGCUGUUCCGGAACAUCCGGAACGUCCGGCAUGUCUUCCACAUCUUCGGCCACCAGUGGUGAUUGUGGUCCGCACAGCCACCAUCAUGGGACAGGACACAGCCACAAACACAACGGAUCCUGCUCCAGCGGUUGUUUGGGGGCGAUACCGCGAAACCCUUCCUACCAGCUCCAUCAUAAGAAAGGACAAUAUUAUUCUAAGAACCGCAUUCCCGAGAUGCCAAAUCGUUUACCGCCAAUUAUCGAAUUUAAAAGCCCUACAAGGCAUCGGACGCCAUCUCCUGCCAAUCCCGGAGCCAGGUUCAAAUACUACACCCAACCGGGGAAACCGGCCAGUCCGGCCGGCAACCAGAUCGUCGAAUCGAUACCGCUGAUCAGCAUCGAGAAAACCCCACGCAGUCCGGCGGGCCCCGGAAAGCUCGGUCUAAGUCCCAAGAUAGCUCCGUCCGCGUGUCGAUCUCCCAUCAACAAAACCAACAUGGCCACCGGGAAACCGGUUACGACUUCGCUGAUGACGGCCGUCGCCACCGGAAGCACCUCCAAAUCGCAUCGGGUCAUUUCCGCCGCCAGCGGUUCUGGUCCAGGCAGCUCGCUCGGAAGCGGUAGCAUGGGUAAAUUUAGCAAUAGCGCAGGUUCAAUCGGAGGGAUCGGUUCCAAGCAGGAUGAAAAAUAUGACAAUAAAAAAAAUGAGACGAUCGAGAAGAAGAAAAAAGAGGACAAGCAGAAAAUGAAAGCGGAAAAGGAAGCUAGGAAGGAGGAAAAACGGAUCGCCAAAGAGGAGGAAAAGCUAGCCAAGAUGCUCGCCAAAGAGGAGAAAAAACGUGGCAAGAAGGAAGCUAAGGAAUCACUAUUGGCCAACGAAGGCGGGGGAGAUGGAACCGGAAGUGGAAAAUAGGACAUCCUCCGAUGGAGGAACUUGUUUGCACGCCACUGAGACCUCCAUUUGUAAUAAAAUGUGUGUCGUAGAAAUUUAUAUACAAAAAAAAACCGUAAUUUUAGCAAGCAAAGUUGAACGCUGAGUGUUUCACUGAAAUAAGGUUAAAAAAAAGUUAAAAACAGACAUUCUAAAAGAAAAUAAUAUACCUUUUGUCACUUUAAAGUUAAACUGAUUAACUGUCAAAUUUAGGUUGUAUCUUAGAAGUUAAAUCAAUCCCGGAUGAGGUGGAGCAAUAUACCAGUUCAGAUAAAUUAUCUAAAAAACUACUAAAACAAAUACAAAAAAAAACAAAACAUCGAACCACACGCAACACCUUAUUGUUAUGAACAACAUAUCAAUCAUAAAAGCUUCCUUUUAUGUGAACAAUUUGCAUACUUCCCACUGAAAGUGGUUCCAGAUACAGAGAAAGAGAGAGAUUUUAUCGUUAUAUUCAUCAAAUGAACUUAAAAACUAACCAUGUCGAGUGGCCAACAAACUUCUAUCGAUUCAUCAGUGUGGAGAGUAGAGGAAAUAAAAAAAAAUCCGGAUACAAGAGUCCGUUUGUUUUAAAAGGAACCCUUUCCAUAACUUCCACGUUUU
Messenger RNA from Uranotaenia lowii, 1938 nucleotides. RefSeq lists its product as uncharacterized. The transcript is spliced from 6 exons. Lineage: Eukaryota; Metazoa; Arthropoda; Insecta; Diptera; Culicidae. The record is from RefSeq and is a predicted model, not a curated record. Bases 1 to 1317 code for a protein of 438 amino acids.